Durusdinium trenchii is the source of this 954-nucleotide messenger RNA. NCBI's taxonomy places the organism in Eukaryota, Dinophyceae, Suessiales, Symbiodiniaceae. The record is from the annotation of a GenBank genome assembly.
UGGUUUCAGUGGUCAGUGAUGAGUGAAAUCAAAUUCGUUGACUAGGAGACCUUGCUAUUUGAGGCCCUAGGUCUGGAAUGCCCUACCCCUUGUUGCUACAAAGAACACCUUGUGGCAGACGACUUGCAAGCCUGGCAGACUGUACAACCGGGUACAAUUUCGACUCGAGGAGUCACUUUCUUACAUCUAGAAUCUAGACAGAAGUUUGUCAAGAAUUUGGGCCACAAAAAAGUUGACUUGACCUUCUUGACAAAAUGGAUGACCUCAUCGCGAAGCGAAGCAGUGCGAGUCACGCUUUCAUUUGGCUCUCAGCACCGCGAAGCUCUGACUCGACUCAUCUCGUCCCGAGAGGUGCGACCGUCAUGGCCAUACGUCUGAGCCGCCGCUUGUUAAGUGUGCCUGCGAUCAAGGAGUUCGCCCAGUACGAGGCCAUCAAGACCUCCAAGGCUCAGAUGAUGGUCGGCUAUUUUACAGGCCACUGGAGUACGGCCGGCAAGAUGUACAAAGAGCAGUUUGAGGCCAUGGCCAAGUCAUAUCCCAAGUAUUCCUUCUACACCUGCGACGUGGAUGAUGCUCCACUGGCGGCCUACGAUGCCGAGGUGACAGAGGUGCCAAGUGUGGUGAUCCAACCCUUAGGUUUGAAGCCUGAUGGCUCAUACUAUGACAAGACGGACAUGGUUGUGGUAGCGCCCGAACUGGCCAAGUUCGACCAGGUGCUGCCCAAAGCGAAGAGUGUCGUGGACUCCAUUGAGGUUUUGGACGAUGAGGGCGAGCGACAACCGUGGCAGUUCGAUCCUGCCACAGGCACGACGUUGCCGCCCCACAAGUGAGGACCUGACGAGGACCUGACCUGCAGCUGAGUUGCCAGAAACCACGUCCAGAAGGUCACAUGAAUACAUUCAUAAACAAACAAACAAUCCCAACAUAUAUCACAAAUCAUCAAUGAAUCCAUGA